Molecule: messenger RNA, 312 nt
Organism: Symbiodinium sp. CCMP2592
Lineage: Eukaryota; Dinophyceae; Suessiales; Symbiodiniaceae
Source: the annotation of a GenBank genome assembly
AUGGCCGCGCGACGCCCUGUGCUGUUCGUCCUUGCCGUGGCGGCAUGCGUCUGGCUGUUCUCCGCCAGCGCUCCUGAAGCAGAGGAGGUCUUCGUGGUCCAAAGCCCUGCCCUUCGUGGCCAGGCAGGUGCCUUUGCCGGCAGCAGCAUCGAGCUCGCUGCGGUGGAAUCACCGGUGGUGCUGAAGGCUCUUCCGGAGCCUCGCCCCAACGAUGCCAUGCUGCCGGCAUCUCUUGGCCUGACUUCUCUUUACUGGGGCUUGCUGCUGAUCUGCAUCCUCUCGGUGCUCUUCUCCAGCUACUUCUUCAACUGA